Molecule: messenger RNA, 1605 nt
Organism: Symbiodinium natans
Lineage: Eukaryota; Dinophyceae; Suessiales; Symbiodiniaceae
Source: the annotation of a GenBank genome assembly
AUGGAGCACGCCCUUCACCGCUGGCUAAGCGGACAAGACCCCAAAUACUACAAAGAUGGCAAGCCUUGCCUUGUGAGCAUCGUGGAGGAGGAUGACACCCCCAUUACCACGGACACGUCGUCGAUGCCAGCCAGACCAUGGACGACCAACUUGCACCCAUCCAAGUACAUGGAGAUGCUCAGCACCACUGACGAGGGCAUCAGCAACACCGUCAACAGAUUUCGACAGCAAACCAUGAAGGCCAAGAUACUGCACCAAUCCAGAUUGCGAGCGGUGCAGACCGACUACCCCGAGAUAAUCGGCCAAGGCCGGCUACGCCCAGUUCUACCAGUUGAUCAGAUAGAGAAAGUGCAGCCGCAGUGGUGGAGACGACCGAUUCGACCGGAACUUGUUCACAUGCUGCCUCCGGUUGAACCACACCAUUGGGAACUCCAAGAGGACGGCACACCCGUCAUUCGAUUCUUCCCCAACCGCAUGACCUUCCUCCCGAAGCAGCUGGUGCACAAGUUCCCCUCACUCCAACAAGAACUUCAAAACAGCAUCCUCAUGACCUGGGACCAGUACAAGGACGACGCAUCCACCCACGUCCAGAUGGCACGCUACGCCGACUCCGUCGACAUUCCCCAACCCAAGCCCCUACACCUACGACUACGUGCCCUCCUACACGAAAUUCUAUCAGGAACCGCUGCAGUUCACAUCCUACAGUUCACAGCCAUACAAUUUAGGAUGCUCGUACGCAAAGGCACUUGCCCAGAUUUGGCCACAAUGCCCAACAUCUAUCAGCUCUGGCACUGGGGCUACAUCAAAUUCCGAAGUGUGAACCCGGAACUCUGGAUGUUCACACACAACUUCGCAGAUCCCAGAACUAUGGGCAGGCUGGAGCAGACCUGCACUCAUUUCCACAGAGUCUGGUCAGCACACGUCCUACCCAGCACGGCAGGAUUGGUACCCCUGCUUCCGCCCAUACAAGACCUCUGCGUGGUGCUCCAUAGUACUACGCCACCCUUCCACCAGCCGAUGCUUGCGAAGUACAACACCAUCUCGGGCAUCAUGACCAUGCAGGCGGUCAGCAACAUAGUCUUCCGCAAGGCUCACCAUGACCUACAGCUCCACAGAACAUGGCCCAGCAUCGAUUCCCACACAGAAUGCCUUCAGGGAAUCAACACGUUCCAGAUUCCGGACCACUGGUCAACCAACAUAUGGACCGAUACGCUUCAGAAGCUCACCCACACGACCAGAUGGACGCCACCCUCCACUCCCGACAUCCGCACCAAACUCACCAUCGACCACCUCCACAGCGACACACUGCCCACCAUGGUAUGGACACCGAGAUUCGCCUUACCCCUCACUUCACAACAGAUCCACGCAGUUCAAGUCUCCACCCAAGCAGCACAUGUACUACAUCGACUUUGGGACCCACUCAUCUUCACCUUUGCGGACCCUUGCCACACCAUCGACGGUUUCGACGCCAAGCGGACAAGCCGUCCUGAUUUGAUUGGCAAACUUCACCGACUGAGUCCAGGAGGACAAACGCCAAUGUUAGCAAUCCCGGCCAGCAGCGUGAUGGAGACACAGUUGGACUGGGCCUGGUUCCAAUCCACUACG